Messenger RNA from Monomorium pharaonis (pharaoh ant), 7814 nucleotides. RefSeq names its product histone-lysine N-methyltransferase EHMT2 (gene G9a). Lineage: Eukaryota; Metazoa; Arthropoda; Insecta; Hymenoptera; Formicidae. Gene Ontology annotation, cellular component: nucleus. The coding region runs from base 2639 to 6613 and encodes 1324 amino acids. The transcript is spliced from 12 exons. The record is from RefSeq and is a predicted model, not a curated record. Gene Ontology annotation, molecular function: p53 binding; histone methyltransferase activity; protein-lysine N-methyltransferase activity.
UUUAUUAUCUAUACUUAUGAUAAUAUACGUGUAUGGUAGGAGAGAGAUAAUGUAUGAUAUGUAAUACAAUACAUAAUAUUAACAUAAUUUGUUAUAAUUCUUAUUCUCUACAUAAUAUACAAAUAAAUAAAACAAUUUUCUCAAAUUCCUAACUCAAAUCUUCUCUAAAUUAUCUAGUAUUUAUCAUUAUUUUGUGAUUUGAUACACAGCAUCUUAGACAAAUUUUUAAUUUUAUCGAUAUGAUCUCUUUCCAGACAAACGGCCUUAUACACGAUCAGAUGCCAUAUUAUUUUCCCUUCUUCCUUCUACAAUAUAAACGGGCAUUCUUACGCGUCAGCGUCGGGUAUUCAGUUCGAAGCAGAUAUAUUUUUAUCGUAUCAUGCCACGUAAUCUCUAAGCAAGUCUUUUUGCUGACGGCUCAUGCGCAUUGAACAUCGAUGAAUUUUCCAGCUUUAUGCCCCGCCAUGUUACGAUCGCGUUAAUUUGCAUUCUUCUGCGAGAGGACUGAUCGAACCUCGUGUCGGCCGAACUUUAUUUUUGUAAGCCGACACAUUACAUCGUUAUGCACGGCGACUUGCGGUGCAUAGGUAUCCUCGAGAUAAUAGAAAACCGUUGUUCGACUAUUAACAAAUAUAGAUGUAACAUUGAGAUAUAAACAAUUGAAAACGAAAAAAUGCAAAGUCUUCGAAUCGCGAAUGUUGAUGCAAAUAUUUAUAUGUGAUCACGGACCGAAUUCACAAUAAAUACUCUUGAAAAUUUUCGAAAGAACUUGAAUCGCCUAAAAAUAUACGUCUUAACAAUUUGUUUUAAUGGAAUAACAAAAAACCUAUAAGAUACAACUAUAAAUUAUAAAUAUCAUUUUCCAGUUCACGAAAUCGACGAUGAGUUGUUGAAUUAAUAAUUUGUUGCAACCAGCUAAUCUUAUUCACAAGUACCACAAUUAAUUUGUAAAUAUAUUUGAACCAUAUUUAUAAAUAUUACAAUUUGUAAACUGUCUCUCUGCACUGCUCGGGCGUAUGAGCAAUUGAUUUUAUUUAUGACUAUAAGGUUAGUUAUUAUAGUUGUAACAAAUUAUUCUGAUAAGUUCGAAACUCGUCGAUUUCUACUGGAUUAUAUUGACUUGCGUCGCAAAGAUAAUGAGAGAAGAUUAAUUUAUUCCGUCCAAGUUUUCAUUUAACUAAUUCACGUUUAACGUGUGUGCGUUACGUACACAUAAAGGAUUGUUAAUUUACCUCACAAGUGAAUUAGAUAUUUUUCGGGACGUAUAUGCGUCUUUGACGCUAUACGGUUUCAAAAACUACCUAAAUUUAUGUAAAUUUAUGUAAAAUUUUAAGCAUUAACGAUCCCAUGUGUACGUACAGUGGCACGCCAGAAUGCGAAGUAAUCUCUAUACAUAUAAUAAUGGCCGUGCUCUUUCUCUCGCCCCCUUUCCUCUUUUUGUUCGUUACUCCCGAAGACAUCUGUGCGUUCGGAGAAACCAUAUGAAUCAAGAUUGAAUUAAACGUUCGUUUAACCGAAGGUUAAUCUAACCUGACGCCACGCGGAGCGCGAUAGCGUAGGAUCGCGGAAAGAAAACAGUUCUAUUCGCCGUCCCUGAACAAUCAAUAUGGCUUCGAGAUGUUGCUCUCACUCUCAAAGCACGCCCAGCAUAAGCGCGUGGCCAUCUUUCUGUCUCGUUUCGUUUCCCUCUUUCAUGGACAACGGCAACGACAACUUCAGUGCCGUUGGUUCGGGUUGCUUCGCGCCACUUCGGGAUCGUCGAUCUGAUUAGUCAAACGGGUCUUUGGCUGGAGAACAGCGAUGCCAAUUUCGAGGCUCUGCCAUCGAGCCACAGCUGUGGAGGGGAAGAAGAACCAAAGGCAAGAACCAAUCAUAUUAAAGAAUUACUGACCAUUCACUGAGUCUUUAAUAUGAUUGGUCCCUGCCUUUAGCUCUUCUUCCCCUCCACAGCAAUGGCUCGGUGACAGAUCCUUGAAAUUAGAAUUGCAGCUCGGGAAUUUUCGACUUGCUACGACCGAGCCGAGAGCAGCCAAAGGUAGUCGAUGGAAGCCAAUGGAAGCAACGGUGGAAGAGACGAGUGUGCAUGCGGUAUACACUGUUCACUGAUGAAUACUGUUUAUCUAGCGAUAUAUACAGUGGAUGAAAGUGUAACAGAGAGGAAGAGAGAGAGAGAAAAAAAAUAAGAAAGGGAGAACAGAGAAGAGGCAAGCACGGCGUCCCGCCAUCGGUAGCAAAGGAGGAUCGAUGAGUCCGCGUCGUCGAUAAGCGUCGCCGAUAAGCGCGCAACGGGGUGAGAUCGAUUGCCGCGCCAGAAAGCGGCGCGUUAGUGUCGGGCAGGUAGAUAGAUAGGACGAAGGGCGGAACGAGUAUAGAAGUAUAGAUGAAGACUAGAACAAUCACGAAGGAAUAGAACGAGUACGAACACUGGAUAGAGAACUGGAAGAAAAAAAACGGACCACCCGGAAGAAAAAGUGUUAAAGGAAGAAAGAAUAACUAAUUGGAAGGAUAUGCGGAGGAGUAUGUAUCGGUAGGAGUAAAGGAACAGACGGCAGGAUGAGAUACGUCUUCGAAGAUGUGCGUCAUUGCUCGUUGCAGCAGAUCUGUUGCUCGUAGCGGUGGCUAACCACAUGCAUCAGGCAUGGCUGAUGUAGCGUCGUCCGAGAAUGACAACGGGCUCAUCAUCGCGACGUCCGAGGGAUGUCGGACGCCACUGGUGACGGAGACCGAUGGCGUCAACGGUGAGGAGGGAACCGUCGCUGACAGCAGACUUGUCGACGAGAAAGUCAGUAUUCAUGAAAUCCUCGAAGGAAUGACGAAUGAAUUUAACAAGGGUGUAAGUCCGAUGAAAAAUGACAGUGAUAAACCGGGAGUUGAAGAGAUGGUAACAUCACCGUUGCCAUCAAAGGUCGUUGAUGAGACGUCCAAGGGAAAAGGAGAGCUCGACGAUGUAAGCAAGGAAGUUGCUGAAAGUCCAAAAGAUGUAAUUACCUCUCAGACCUCAGAGGAAAAUCAUAAGAGUGGGGAGGAUGGUUCACCAGGAAGUAAGCAGGAAGCAGCCAAAAAGGAUAACAAAGCUAGGAUUGUCCUGACGUUUAGGACUAUCGAUGAGAAUACCGAUCAUGGCAAGAAGACCAAGAUAUCUAGUUGUUCCUCUAAUCUUACUUUAGUUCCUGACGACUUAGCUAAUUUGAACUGUGGUCAAAUAGAUGGUGUCUCAGUAAAAAUAGAGAAUUCUGAUGAGAAUUGUGAUGUAGUGGAAGAAACUCAAGCAGAGGAGUCCCAAGCUCAGAAGGAGGCUCAAGCGGAGGAAUCUCAAACAGAGGAGUCCCAAGCAGAAGAAUCUCGAUCACAGGAGUCUCAGGUAAAUGAGACGGAGGAAUCUACAAUGGGGACAGAACCAAAGAUUAUGGAUGAAGAUAAAGUGGAAACUGCAGAAGAGAAACUUCAGAGUGAACUUCCUAUCCAAAAGAAAUCUGACACUAUAGAGAAUAACACUGAAGAUAGCAAUGUUAAGGAAAAGUUUGCAGAAGAUACAGCACAAGAAGAAACUAUGGCACCAGUCACUAGAAAGAGAAGAAUUGGACGACCUAGAUUACUUAGAGCACUUAGUGAUUCAGUUUCUCAAGAUGAGGAAACUCCUGGUCCCAAACGUUCAGCUAGAAGGUUGUGUAAAGAAUCUGUAAAGAGCACUGUACUGGAAAGUGCCAUGGCACGCAAAGAAAAGUCUAAUUAUACAGAGGAAUACAAAAAGAAGAAAUAUAAUAGACCAGGACGACCUAAGAAGAUUGUUCCAGGUAAAGAACAGAUGAAGCAGACACAAGCGAAAAUUUCUGAUAUUCGCCAGGACAUGGAGACAUCACUAACGUCUGAUGUUAGCACGGAUGGCAUGAUGUUGGAGUCUUCGCGGAAUACUUCGCUGGAAAAUAGCAUAAAUGACACAGUCAUAGAAGAUUCACAAUCGUUUUCGUCUGACUUCGAAGGAAUGCCGAAGCUAUCACCAAUGACGAGGAGUUCAGAAUCACAGCCCAAACUGGGUAAUUCCAUUGGUAGUCCUAGUGGUAGUGAUGAUAUACCUUUGGCUGAUAUUCAGAAACCUUUCCUGAAACCUGCCACGCAAUCUGUUCGACCCAAGAGAGAGAGAGGACGUCCUCGUGGAACCACUCAAGCGGCACGAAAGAUGGCAAAGUCAGAUGCAUUUGAAGAUAAUUCUCCGUCCGUUGCAGAAGGGGGUAAAAAUAAUGAUUAUCCUGAAGAGAUGCCGAUUAAACGUACUCGCCGGAGUACAAUGUCGAGUCCCAGUCCUGCAGAAGGACAAGCAUCAAAACCAGAAUCAACAGCAAUUAUAACCGAAACGUACAUGCACACCAUGCUGUGCUUAUGCCAAGUGCGAUCUCAGUUAUACGUGACGAUAACUGGUUCCGGGGGACCACUUUACUGUACUGCUAUCGACUCGAUCGACAACCGAGUGGUGGGCUGCUGCAACGAAGUAGAUGCUAACGAUGUGGCAAUGCGGCGACCGAGCACUCGCAUACCUUUUAUUAUUCUUUGUCGUAUGCACAAGGAACGAUUGCUACGUCACAAUUGCUGUCCCUCAUGCGGCAUGUUUUGCUCGCAAGGCAGAUUUGUGCAGUGUGUCAAUGGUCAUCAGUACCAUCGUGAGUGCGAGAUAUACCCGAAUAAGAAAGGGGUUUGCCCGCACUGUGGUAGUGAAACUUCUGCGUAUGACGUACUGAUAACAAUAAAUGGUAUGCGACGGCCGGUUUUUAUUCCCACUCGGAAAAAAUUUUCCAAAUUGCCAUCUGCAAAGAUGAGCCUACCUGGAAAAGGUGAUAAUACCAAAUUGGCUGAAAAUCCACCUUGUCCGUUGAUCAAGCCUGAUGUUAUCAAUAUACCCGAACCGUCGAUUAAUACCGAAAGACCAGAGCGUUAUACUAUCAUGAGUCUCUACACGUCUGUGAAGAACGGGGAUCUUGAGAAAUUGGUAAAUGUAUUAGCAUGUGGUUAUAAUGCAAAUCACACAUUCCGGGAUUAUGCUCACCGGACGGGUCUGCACAUUGCGGCAGAUAAAGGCCAUUUGUCAUGUGUACACGUUCUGGUUCAAGCUGGUGCUCAAGUAGAUGUAAUGGAUAGGAAUCAAUUAACGCCACUGAUGCUAGCCUCAAGUAAGGGUAAUGCCGCUGUGGUGAAAUACCUAGUCAGGGUAGGCGCCGAUGUGACGCUGAAGGGUGAGGACGGUAUGACUGCUCUACAUAUGGGUGCUAAGUCCGGUCAUUUAGAAGUCUGCAAAAUUAUUCUGACUGAAUGUAAAGUUCCGAGAACAUUAGUAGAUUCUGUGGACGAUGGCGGCUGGACAAGUUUAAUCUGGGCAUGUGAGUUUUGCCACGCGGAUGUCGCACGGUAUUUAUUAGAUAAAAAAUGCGAUCCGCUUAUUCGAGAUGCCGAGCAGAAUAUAGCAUUGCAUUGGAGUGCCUUCAGUGGCAGUUCCGAGAUCACAGAGAUGCUUCUCAAUGAGGGAUGCGAUGUGAACGCUGUCAAUGUCCACGGUGAUACCCCCUUACACAUAGCAGCUAGACAAGAUCAAUAUGCAGUUAGUGUUCUACUCUUAGCGCGUGGUGCUAAAAUAGGAGAGGUGAACGCUGCUGGUGAAACCGCGGUGAAUUGUUGCGCUUCAGACGGUGAUACUAUGGCUGCCUUGAGAUUGAAUGCAAAAGUCAACGAACUCUCCGAGCAUAUGUGGGAGAAAACGGUUAAAAUAUUAACAAAUGACAUUUCACGUGGAAAGGAAACAAAUCCUAUACAAUGUGUUAACGGAUAUGAUGGCGAGGAUAAGCCGACAGAUUUUCUUUACGUGACGGAGAAUUGUUUUACAAGUCACAUCAAUGUGGACCGCACAAUUACAUCGUUGCAGUCUUGUCGAUGUGAGGAUAAUUGCAGUUCCGAAAAGUGCUUGUGUGGCAAUAUAAGUCUGCGAUGUUGGUAUGAUGAGGAGGGAAAGCUUAUACCAGAAUUUAAUUAUGCAGAUCCACCAAUGUUAUUUGAAUGCAAUCCAGCUUGUGAUUGUAACCGCAUUACAUGUAACAAUCGAGUGAUUCAGCAUGGAUUGACGCAACGGUUUCAAUUGUUUCGCACAAAAUGCAAAGGCUGGGGUCUUCGAACUCUUCGACAUAUUCCUAAAGGUACCUAUGUUUGCGAAUAUGUCGGUGAAAUAAUCUCGGAUUCUGAGGCUGACCAUCGCGAAGAUGAUUCUUACUUAUUCGAUUUGGACAACAGAGAUGGAGAAACAUAUUGUAUAGAUGCCAGACGUUACGGAAAUAUUGCUCGGUUUAUUAAUCAUUCAUGUGCGCCGAAUCUGUUGCCGGUGCGAGUGUUUGUUGAACACCAGGAUUUACAUUUUCCAAGGAUAGCGUUUUUCGCUAAUCGCGAUAUCGAAGCAGAUGAAGAGCUCGGCUUCGAUUAUGGCGAGAAAUUCUGGAUAAUAAAGUGCAAGUCCUUCACAUGUACCUGUGGUGCCGAAAACUGCCGUUAUUCUGAGAAGACUAUACAAGUUACGUUGGAUAACUAUCGAAGAAAGAUACAGCAAGAGGAAAUGCUGGCAGCUCAAACCUCGUCGUAACCCUAAUGUGAUUUAGUUUAAUUCUUUAGGUGUUUACGAUUUCUCAUGAACGGACACAAUGACGGUAGCGAUUGAUCAUGUGUUAGUGCUCUGCGUCAUUUCAUCGCGCAACUGAUUGCCGCAAUACGCGUAGAAUCAUUAAAGUACAAAUGCAAAACGGUGAUGGGAUGAUAAAACAGUUCGAUUAGGUUCUUUUACUAAUAUUUCUUUGCGCUGUAAUAUAUCAAUCGGCUACGCAGCAGUCAUGUUCGGUUGUAUUAUUUUUUUUUGCCGAACACCGAACUUGUCCAUGUUAAUAUGAAAUUGACAACCGGUCUAUCAAGAUUUUUAUUGCUCUUUUUAUUUUAAAUAUUGAUAUUGAUGAAUUUUAUUUUAAAUAUUGAAAUUUUAAUAGUAAUUUGAAAUAAAAAAGUAAACGACUUGUGAGAAUGUUUUAACAAAAACGAUUAUGCCAAUUUAUCUGAAAGAGUUAUGAGAAAUAUUUGACUUUUAUAAAGAAUUAUUUUUUUAGAAGCAUCUCCCGCUUUUCUUGGCAGACCGGUUAAUAUCAAUUUGUAUUAUAAUGAAUCUUUGAUUUGCUUUGAAAAGUUUACAGAGGAAGUAAUAAUUGUAACACGUUUUGCAAGAUAUCUUUAUUACAUUUUUUCUUAAUUCUCUUUUGAGUCAAAAACUUCAAAGAGAUUUCAAUCCCUUGUCACUUCUCGCCCGUAUUUUUUUUUCGAGGCUUGCUCGUAUUCGUUUUUUUUGCUGAUCUUCUCUAUGAGGAUGCAAGGAUUCUAAGAGAAAGUGCCACAUCGAUCUUUUUCUCUUUUUAGCGAAAUAACGAUAUGCAUAAUAUAUACUUAUAUAUGUAUAUAUAUAUAUGUAUAUGACAAUUAUUAGCUAUUGUGCGUGUGUGAGGUAUGAAGGUAGUAAAUUGUAUGUUGAGAAUAUUGUUAUGGUCCUAUUUGGACAAAGUAUGUGAUUGAUAGGACAUAAAGCUGCCAUCGCUUUUAAGUGAAACGAUGUUAGAAUGAUCGCAGCGCGUGUUCGUGUGUUCCUUAUUAUAAAUCGUCACGCUAUUUUAUUCCAAUUAGCUCUAUUCAUGUCUCGGAGUAAAGCAUUUUAACGUUGAGUUCACUAUAAGCGAUGUAAUUUGUAAGAAAUUUUUUUGUACAAACGAUCGAUUUUUUUGUAUAAUAAAAGUUAUAAUCCUUUUUAA